Molecule: messenger RNA, 956 nt
Organism: Ceraceosorus bombacis
Lineage: Eukaryota; Fungi; Basidiomycota; Exobasidiomycetes; Ceraceosorales; Ceraceosoraceae
Source: the annotation of a GenBank genome assembly
GGGCGCGUGGCAGCUGGAUCAUACGUGCUUCAGUCAAGUCUUAGAGUGCAGCUCGAUGCGCUGAGUUGGAAGGCUCACGCAACAACCGUUUUAUUUGCAGGCCUCACUCAUUCGGUUACCGCGCGCGUACGCGUGAUCUCUUCAAGAGAGACUUCCGCAAGCACGGACCCAUCAAGCUCUCCACCUACUUGCGUUCUUACCACGUAGGCGACAUUGUCGACAUCAAGGCCAACGCCGCUGAGCAAAAGGGUAUGCCCCACAAGGUGAGUCUACGAUGCGGCGGAAGGCCGGUCGUGCGCAAGGGAGCGCGGCUCCAGAGCGGCGAGAGAUCAUAGGGAAUGUACGAAGCGCAUGGGUGCUGAAACUUGAAUCGUUACAUCAUCCGCGCUUUAGUUCUACCAUGGCCGAACUGGUGUUGUCUUUGGUGUUCAACCUCGUGCAGUGCAGGUCAUCGUCUACAAGACUGUAGGCAACCGCAAAAUCGAGAAGCGCGUCAACGUUCGAAUUGAGCACGUGAAGCACUCCAAGUGCCGAGACGACUUCUUGAACAGAGUCAAGGCAAACGCUGCCAAGAGGCUGGAGGCCAAGGAGAAGGGCGGUGAGUAUUGUCUCGUCUGCACACGAUGCGCUCGAGCGUAAGCUGAGACAAGUUGCUGUCUCGCUCUCGUUUCGGACUUGCAGAGAAGGUCAACUUGAAGCGUCAACCUGCUCAGCCUCGUGAGGCCUACGUUGUCAGCACCAAAAAGAACGCACCCCAGACGCUGGCGCCCGUGCCUUACGACACCAAUUACUAAGCAGCCUUCAUGUUGGUUGCGCCAGUCGUUCCUCCGCCUUUGCUCCCUUGCGUCUACUCUUGGUGGUGCGCCCACCACAUCUCGGAGUAUUCACUGUACUACACUCUUACAGUCGCUCUUGUCCACGACUGAUGUGCGCUUACCACCAGUCGCGGCUACAAG